AAAGUGCAUCACAGUCCCUGAAUUUCUUCUUACAGAGUUGUACAGAGAGAGAAAAAUGACAUUUUUCACUGCUCAGUGCUGCGUUUCCCUUGCAUCGUUUGAACCAUAUCAAAUCAAUUCAUGUGUUGAUUCCUUUCUCUUUUUCUCGGUCAGCGUCUGACAACUGGCCCGAUCACGUGUGCGGCCACACAUGUCCAGCGUCUCGGCCAGCAGCCGCUGCUCGUUCCAUUUUUCCAAAACUCCACGGGCUCUUUCACUGAUCGGGCCCUUCUCCAUUGGGAAAUACCAUGGCAACGGCGCUGGCGAGAGCUGACCUCGACUAUCGCAACAAACACGAUGCAGAAACACACACACACACACACACACACACUGCCGCCGCUGUCCCCGGAGCAGAAUUGGGCGAUUGACAUACUGCAUCCCCCGCGGCCUCGGGCACUGGCUGGCCAGAACUGAGCUGCAAUCAAAGCAGACACACAAGUCGAACUUUAUUAUCAAGCACUCGAUGCCCGACCGCAGGAGGAGUCACAGGUCCGCCGAAGAACGCCGAGUGCAGGGGAGAGACGUGCAGGGAUCGCAGACAGAUUUUCGGGGCAGCGGGAGCGUUGUGGCUUCCUCUGGGCCUGGGGGUGCAGUCAUUUCUUUUUCUUUUUCUUAUUUCUGUGGGGGGCGGUUUGGUUGGAGUUCCAGGACUUUUGCCAUGUGGUGAGCUGAAGGCCAAUGACCUGACGAAGGACUGACGGAGAAACCUGUCAGCUUUUCUGCCGAGUCCCGACUCUGUCCAGCCAAGAUCCAAACCCCGGGCCGGGGCAUUUCACCGUCUCAGCCCGUGAGGACCCCCCCCCCCCCCCCCCCCCCCCCCCCCGAGCCCAUUGGUCCGCAGUGUUCCCGCGAUGGGGAAGACCGGGCAGAGCACAGUGGACUUGAACUCCCCGACAGAGGUCAAGCAGGCCGUGCCCUUUGAGGAGCUGGACGCCGCGGCGCCCCCUGCAGACAAAAAGACGAAAACAGAGGAGCCCCCCGAGAGGGGCAGCUGGAAGGGCAAGUUUGACUUUCUGCUGUCGUGUGUGGGAUACGCCAUUGGUUUAGGAAACGUCUGGAGGUUCCCUUAUCUCUGUGGCAAGAAUGGAGGAGGCGCCUUCCUGAUCCCGUACUUCCUGACCCUGGUGUUUGCUGGGAUACCGCUCUUCUUACUGGAGACGUCUCUGGGACAGUUCACCUCCGUGGGAGGGCUGGGAGUGUGGAAACUGCUCCCUAUGAUGAAAGGUGUUGGCCUGGCUUCAGUGGUGCUCUCCUUCUGGCUCAACAUCUACUACAUCAUCAUCAUUGCCUGGGCACUCUACUACUUAUUCAACUCCUUUGGUUCGGAGCUGCCCUGGCAAAGCUGUGAUAACCCCUGGAACACAGAGAAAUGUUUUUCCAACUACAGCCUGACAGACACCACCAACUUGACCAGCGCCGUCACCGAGUUCUGGGAGCGUAACAUGCACCAGCUGUCCAACGGUCUGGAGGAGCCAGGAGAGGUGCGCUGGCCCUUGGUGGGCACUCUGGCGCUGGCCUGGGUCCUCGUCUACUUCUCAAUCUGGAAAGGAGUGGAGUGGACGGGGAAGGUGGUGUACUUCUCAGCCACCUAUCCCUACUUCAUGCUGUUCAUCCUGUUCUUCCGAGGGGUCACCCUGCCCGGGGCCAUCGACGGGAUCCGCUUCUACAUCACCCCGGACUUCAACAAGCUCGUCCGCUCCGAGGUGUGGCUGGAUGCGGCGACUCAGAUCUUCUUCUCCUACGGCCUGGGCCUGGGCUCGCUCAUCGCACUGGGAAGCUACAACCCUUACCACAAUGACGUCUACAAGGACUCCAUCAUUGUGUGCUGCAUCAACUCCUGCACGAGCAUGUUCGCCGGCUUCGUCAUCUUUUCCAUCGUGGGCUUCAUGUCGUACGUCACGAAGAAACCUGUGCAGGAAUUAGCAGCAUCCGGUCCAGGUCUGGCUUUUUUGGCUUAUCCUCAGGCCGUCACCCAGCUGCCCAUGUCCUCCCUGUGGGCCAUCCUCUUCUUCUCCAUGCUCAUGAUGCUGGGCCUGGACAGUCAGUUCUGCACGGUGGAGGGCUUCAUCACCGCUCUGAUGGACGAGUAUCCCCUGGUGCUGAGGAAGAGGAAGAAGGUCUUCAUCCUGAUCGUCUGCUUCAUCUCCUUCAUCAUCGGCUUCUCCAACAUCACACAGGGUGGUCUGUACGUGUUCAAGCUGUUUGAUUACUACUCCGCCAGUGGCAUGUGUCUUCUCUUCCUGGUCUUCUUCGAAACCAUCUCCAUAUCUUGGCUUUACGGAGCCGAGAGAUUUUAUAAGGACAUCGAAGACAUGAUCGGCUAUCGGCCGUGUGCCUGGUGGAAGCUCUGUUGGAUGUUCUUCACGCCGAUGAUCUGCCUGGGGGUGUUUACGUUCAGUGCCAUCGAGAUGACCCCUCUGACCUUGGGCAAGUAUGUGUACCCGCUGUGGGGCCAGGCGAUUGGCUGGCUAAUGGCGUUGUCCUCCAUGGUGCUGAUCCCGUGCUACGUCAUCUACAUGUUCUGCACCACCAAGGGCAGCAUCAAACAGCGUUGGCGGAAGAUGACAACUGCCCGCGAGGAUGAAAAGCCAUCGGGGCACGAGGAAUUCACACACGCGGGGAGCGUGGGCGAAGCUCCGGUCUAGCCGGCAUUGCUCAGCGCAAAGUAACCUUUCCGACGUUUCCCCCCCUCCCGUCUGCCAGGACUGACUGUGGUCGACACUGAAAUUUGACAAUCGAGCAGAUGGGGUCUCGUAUCGUACUUUAACACGACGUUGUCCGUCAUCUUAAAUUGUGCCCAAAAUUCAGGCAAACACAAGAGGAAGAUGAGGAGACACUUUUGGAUAAAUGUACACAUUUUUUUUUGCAGUUAAAUCCCCAAUUACAAAUUGAAGGCUUGAUCCGCCAUGAACCAUGUGUACAUAGACCACGUAGGCAAUAUACUCUAUUUAACCUUCACCCUGCUUGUACAUUCUAUCUACCACUCAACAAAAUCAGUGUCUUUGUCUUUGCGCACAGAUGUAAGGAAUGUUGUCGUACAGGGAAAUGAAUCAGUCAGGUAAAACUUGAUUCGAGGCAUGAUACUGUAAUCCAUCAAAUGUUAUUUGCUUAUGUUGCAGGUUAAGGAACCAACCAGCCACUGUGAUAACCUCAAUAUCACAUUGACCAUUACUUGUUUUUGGACCUUAUUACAAUUUGUGUUGCAUUUGCCGAUCCAAAUCGACAGAACUUAAAAAGAAAGAGAAUUAAAACAUUAGGAGCCAUAAUUGGAAUGUGAUUGAAGUUGUAAAGGCAAUUUAACAUCAAAUAUAAUAGAACUGUAAAUAUAUUGUCACUGUAUCAAAUGUUUUUUUUUUAUCAAAUUAAAUUAAAUACAUUUUUUGGGGAAUAUGUAAAAUGACACGUUUAUAAGAUUUACCCAGACAAUUCAGUUUUUUUUCUUUUCUCAUGUCAAUAAAAAGGAAUUAACAUAAGCAAUAGACACAAA
Messenger RNA from Scophthalmus maximus (turbot), 3526 nucleotides. RefSeq names its product solute carrier family 6 member 1, like (gene slc6a1l). Gene Ontology annotation, molecular function: gamma-aminobutyric acid:sodium:chloride symporter activity. The coding region runs from base 891 to 2684 and encodes 597 amino acids. The record is from RefSeq and is a predicted model, not a curated record. The transcript is spliced from 15 exons. Gene Ontology annotation, cellular component: plasma membrane. Gene Ontology annotation, biological process: neurotransmitter transport; sodium ion transmembrane transport. Lineage: Eukaryota; Metazoa; Chordata; Actinopteri; Pleuronectiformes; Scophthalmidae.